This is a messenger RNA of Paramuricea clavata, 1183 nucleotides long. NCBI's taxonomy places the organism in Eukaryota, Metazoa, Cnidaria, Anthozoa, Malacalcyonacea, Plexauridae. The record is from the annotation of a GenBank genome assembly.
AUGGAAUGUUAUCGUAAAGUGGCGAACAUAUCAAAGUUGGAGAAGGCUGAAAGGAAUCCCAAGAACGAAAUACAACCAGCAUCAGAGAGCAAUAUGGAAAGUGAAGUUAGUGAACUGUGAACCAGCUGCUAAAUACAUUCAUGUAUCCCAAAGGUGUCCUAGCCAGGAAAAACAGGAUGAUUUGUUACAAGGCACAGUUAUUGGUAGUUCCAGAUGCAGGAGAAACAUUUUGCCUGCCAAAUGCAUAAUAUGCAAAGAGUCAACAGCAUGGGGUAAAUGUGAAGUAAGUGUUUAAAUAUUGAUGUUUAUUUCGUUUUUUAUGUUCAAUAUUUCUUGCUGUUUAUGUUCACAGUUGUACUGUACUGCUGUAUAAUGUGUGUAUGCUGUGUGUAUGCUGUGAGCCUAGAGGCAAAGGUUUCCAUCAGGUAACUAAUCCACUAAUGCUUAUCAGCUUAUAUCAGAUUAUUAAAUCCUACUUUCAGACAACACAAAAAAAGAACAUUACUGCCACUGCGAAAGGCCGAAACAGCUACUGCUUGGAAAUAGAGAAGCAGCUCUUAGAAGAAAUGAUGAACACUUGUUGGUUCAUUUUAGAGACUUGGACGGCUCUGUAAUUGAGGUCAGAUAUCAUGAUAAAUGUUUCAAGGCAUACACCAACCCUGUAUUUUAUAACAGUAAGACAGAUGGUUGAAGCAGGGUACUAUAUAAAGAUUCCUUUGAUACAUUUUGUGAGAAAUAUGUGGAACAGAAAUACAUACUAGACAAAAAAUCAAGUUUAUGAAUGAUUUGUUUAAAGUGUUUGUACAAAUGGUUCAUGAUGUUGAAAAGAUGCAUCUUUGUGACUUCGUACAAAAAAGCGAGAUUGAAAGAUAGACUUAAACAAAGAUUUCCCCAGUUAAUUUUUCAUCAACCCCAAAGACAAAAUACCAGUGAAAUUGUCCUUGUGCAGGAUCUGUCAUCUGGUGACAUUGCAGAAAGUCAUGUGCAAAUGAAAAAUGAUCUUGACUUAGGCAAUUCAACUGAAGAAUUUCAAGAUUCUUGUGAUAAUAAAUUUCCUGACCCUCAGCAAGAUGAACAGAGAAUACCAUUUAAUUUCUUUUAUGACACAGCUCUUGAAUUAAGGCAUUUAGUAAAAGAUGAUCCUGGAUUUGAUUCAUCUGGCCACCAUUAUCAGUGGAGAUAA